UACGUCAAGUUGCUUCUUACCCUCUAGAUCACGAAUCUGCAACAGAGUGUCUGUGACUCGGGCGCAAAGCAAGUGAGGCAAAGAUCAGCAACAUCAUCUGCUUAGAGAGUGCAAACAUCACCCGUAGCACGGUAGCCCCAGAGGAACAUGGCAUUUGCUGGGAUGUUGAGUGAUGAGGACAUCAAAGCUGCAGUCCAGGUAUGUCAAGCUCCAGGCACAUUUGACUUCAAGUUGUUCUUUGCACAAGUGGGACUGAAUGGCUUGUCUGAGGCAGACAGGAAAAAAGUGUUUAUAGUCCUGGACCAAGACAAGAGCAGUUUCAUUGAGGAGGAGGAACUGAAAUUGUUCCUGCAGAACUUCUGUCCAGCUGCCAGGGAGCUGACAGUGGCUGAAACAAAGACUCUGAUGGCAGCAGGGGAUAACGACAAUGAUGACAAAAUUGGGAUAGAUGAGUUCUGUGAUCUUUUGAACUGAAGACAUAGAUACACAAGACCACAUUGCUGUGCUCCUUUCUGAAU
Messenger RNA from Girardinichthys multiradiatus, 518 nucleotides. RefSeq names its product parvalbumin beta-like. Lineage: Eukaryota; Metazoa; Chordata; Actinopteri; Cyprinodontiformes; Goodeidae. Bases 148 to 474 code for a protein of 108 amino acids. Gene Ontology annotation, molecular function: calcium ion binding. The transcript is spliced from 5 exons. The record is from RefSeq and is a predicted model, not a curated record. Gene Ontology annotation, cellular component: nucleus; cytoplasm.